CUCCUAUCAGACAGGCCUUUCUGUUCUUGAGCAGACACAGGCUUUUACUCUUUUCUGAUAAUCUUAGUUAGGGCAAUACCCCUUUUAAUAUCCUUUCUUUCAUUAAGUAUAAGCCAAAUUUGAUGUAGACAAUAAUUUUCACAUUAUUAUUUAUGCUUAAUUUAAAAAAAUAUUUUCAUUACUGAGAUGGUUAAAGUGUUCUUUUACGUCAUCAUCUGAGUCUUCUCUUUCUCACUGAGGAAGAAUGCUGUGAGUUGAGUCCAGGAUCUCAUACAUGCUGGGAAUCACACAGCCUCCAGAAAAAUCAAAGUGAACUGAAAGCAGCUUCUAGAGCAGUUGUUUUUCCCCAGAAGACUGGAGUCUGACUGGAGAUGGCCCAGCACCAUCUGUGGAUCUGGUUCCUUUGCCUGCAAACCUGGUCUGAAGCAGCAGGAAGAGAUGCAGACUCGAUGGUGGUGACCGGGAUUCUUGGGGAGUCAGUUACUUUCCCCGUAAAUAUUCAAGAAUCACAGAAAAUUGAUUACAUUGCCUGGAUUGCUCAGUCAUCUGUUGCUUCUAUAAAACCAGGAGUCAAUAGAACUGAAGUUACUGUAACCCAGGUCAGUUAUAAAGGACGAAUAGAAGUCAUAGGUAAGAAGUAUGACCUGGUCAUUAAAGACCUGAGGAUGGAAGAUGCAGGAACUUACAAAGCAUACAUCAUUGAAGAGAACCGUGAGAAUAUCAUCACUAAGAUCUACCACCUUCAUGUCUACAGUCGGCUUGAAAAACCAAAAAUUAGACAGAGUUGGAUACCAUCUUUGAACAAUACCUGUAAUGUCACACUGACAUGCUCUGUGGAGAAAGAAGAAAAGAAUGUGAAAUACAGUUGGAGUCCCUCUGGAGAGAAAAGCAAUGUCCUUCAAAUCUUCUACUCCCCCAUGGACCAAAAAUUGACUUACACGUGCACAGCCCAGAACCCUGUCAGCAACAAUUCUGACUCUGUCACUGUCCAGCAACCGUGUACAGACACUCCAAGCUUCCAUCCUCGCCAUGCUGUGCUGCAAGGGGGACUGGCCUUGCUCUCUCUGCUUAUUCUCAUUCCGGUGUUGGCGCUUCUGUUCCAUUUGUACAAGAGAAGGCGAGAUAGGAUUGCCUUGGAAGCAGAUGGUGUCUCAAAGAAAACAGUAUACUCUGAACUUUUAAGAGAUACUCGUCUCACAGAGUCCAGAAUCUAUGAUGAACUUGAUCAGUCCAAGAUGAUGAAAACCAACAUGAAGAACAAAAGACCACCCAAGACUUUGGGUAAUGAAAAUGUUGUCUAGGUGAGCAGGCCAUAUUCUCCCUCAGAAACUGAGUUAAAACCACUGUGAGAGCAGGUGUCCUGAAGACCUAAGCAGAACACUGCAAAUCACCACACUCCAACAUAUAAGCAAAGCAGGAAACCUUCUGCUGUUGGGCAUUCCUUGUACCCAUGUGGGAUUAUGAACACUUUCUCUAACUCACCUAAUCCUUUUGAAAACAUUUUCACUUCACUAGUCAUAUAAAAAUUGAUUUUUUAAAUAAAAAUUUUUAUUGAACAUA
Molecule: messenger RNA, 1560 nt
Organism: Apodemus sylvaticus (European woodmouse)
Lineage: Eukaryota; Metazoa; Chordata; Mammalia; Rodentia; Muridae
Gene: Cd84
Product: CD84 molecule
Exons: 7
Coding region: 372-1301 (309 amino acids)
Biological process (GO): negative regulation of interleukin-6 production; positive regulation of tumor necrosis factor production; positive regulation of monocyte chemotactic protein-1 production
Cellular component (GO): external side of plasma membrane
Source: RefSeq, a predicted model, not a curated record